UGACCCGCGCCGCGCGGCGUCAGUCACCAUCACGACGCGUCUGAGAGUGUAUCGCCGCGCCGCGAGAUGCCGAGCCGCGCCGACACUUUCCCGCCGCAGCAGCAGCAAGAAGGUGACGAUAAUGGCGCGCGUCAUUCCUUCCCGCCGCAGCAGCAGCAGCAGGAGGACGAGGACAAGGGCGUGCGGCAGUUCUUCCCGCCCGGCGCAUGGGACAGCCUGCCGCCCAUCGAGCAGCUCCGCUACGCCAACCUCUACAGGAGCCACCUCGCCCGCCGCAGCCUCGGACUGUGCCAGAAGCCGCUCGACUUUAUGAAAGUGCUGCAGGAGCCCCGCCCCUCCCCGCCCCGAGGCACCAAGAGGCGGCCACGCAGGGACGACGACGACGACGACGACGACGACGACUGGGUGCCAGAACGUGACGCGACGACUCAUGUGGCCCGCAGGUCUGUACCCCCGUCUAAGGCUCGGCGUGGACCAGGUCCCGCUCAGGCCCCGGGCACCUCCGCGGCUCCGCCGGUGAAGCGAGGGCGGCCGCGUGGGGCCUGUCGGUGGGCGAGCGAGGGGCACAGCAUCAGCAGCAGGGGACCACUGAGCGGCGGCCAAGAGGACGUAGUGGCUCACUGGAGGACAGCAAUACUGCAGAGGAGCGACGAUCCCGAUGACCACGCCGCCAAGGUGGUGCCCCGCGGCCUGGCCAUGGUGAAGGCUGCAGUCCGCCGGGACACCAACGGCUGCUCGGGGCACUCCACGCGCAGCCCAGCAGCAUCGUCGACGCCCAGCACAAAGUCACUGUCGCAGGACGAGUCAACCGUGCUGGACGGUUACCUGGCGGCCAUGGCAGACGGCAGGCUGGACCCGCUGUGUUCGUACAUCGACGGAGUCGCCGAGUGCCUGACGCUGUCCCCAGGAGGGAAGGAGCCUGAGCCCCUGAGGGAGUGUGACACAGCGGCCGCCAGCCCCGCCGGCUGUGACGCCUGGCUGAAGGAGAUCGUGCAGGCUGUGCAGGAGGUGGAGCAGCAGCAGAAGUGUAGUGAAGCGGAGGAGGCGCCAGCACAAGGGACGGGGGAAGGCCAGCAGGCGACAGGGACGGAAGACGAGAAGGAGAAGGAGCAGGCGCCAGCGUCAGCACAGAACACGGGGGGAGGGGAGCAGGCGGAGAGCAGGGAUAAAGACGCGAAGAAAGAGGAGCUCCGGGGGAAAGAGAAGAUGGAGGCAGAGGGGGAAAGGAUGGAGGGUGGAAAGACCAACGAAGAGGCAACGCAGAAUGGGAGAGAGAUGAAAGAAAAGGUGGAGGACGACGAGCACACGAAGGUGACCAAGGAAUAUAUGGGUGUCGACGCGGCACAGGGCGGCAGGAAGGGCCAUGGAGGACAGGCGGAGGCUCCUGCAGGAAUGGAGAGUGAGGACAAGGAGAACGUGGACCCCUGCUUGGUGCGAGCGAGAGGAUCGGGGAGCAGGCGGGGUCCUGGGCUGCUGCUGCCUCACUCUCCGUCGGGCACAGCAGCAGCAGGACAGCCAUUGACGGGAGGGACGAAGGAGAGGCGACAGCUGAGGCCCAGGACCCGCCGCCGCCAGUACUACGAAGACGACAACAUCUCCAAGGAUGACGAUUACUUGUACUGUGACGAGUGUGCCAUGGAGUGGGUUGGGGAGUGUGCACUGCACCCACUCACUCUGAUUCUGGAUUGGCCUGUGGUUCGUGACGGCAGCGAGGGCCAGCGGGCGCGCCUCACGGCCCCGUGGCCCCUGUGGGUGGCACCGUCCCAGGUGGAGGGCGCCGGGCUGGGGGUGUGGACCGCCGCCGAGCUGCCGCCCCGCCUAAUGUUCGGGCCGUACGAGGGUCGCCUCCUGGCCAGAGUACAGGAAGGCACUGAGUCUGGCUACGGAUGGCGGCUACGAGGACAGCGAGACCCGUUGUGCUGCGUGGACGCCGUCGACCCCAGCAUCAGCAACUGGAUGAGAUACGUGAACUGUGCGCGGACUGAAGCGGAGACCAACUUAGGGGCUCUCCAGUACAAGGGUCACAUCUACUACAAGACGCUGUGCUCCAUUAAGAGCGGCAGCGAGCUGAUGGUGUGGUACGGUGAUGAGUACGGCGCAGAGCUGGGCCUGACGCGGGUGCAGGCGUCCUCCGAGGCCAGGCCCGUCAGCAGCAUCUCUCGCAGGGGGCGUCCACGGCACCCCCACCGGCCCAUCUUAUCUGCCACGCCUCCCCUGGGGGGUGCCACGGUCAACCGGCAUCCGCCCCCCACACCUGUCAAGGCUCAACCAGGACUGGUCGGGGCGCAGCUGCGGGACACCGAGAGGGCAGGUGCUGGGGCCCACGGUGACCCGCCUGGCGCCACACUGGACGAGACCACCGCCAUGAGCCUCCAGAGAACAGUAGUCCCGACCGGCAACGGAAAAUGUGGACCCGGGCCUCAAAACGGCACCCCCCACAAGACGACAGCAGAGGGUCAAGCAUCAGGUGGGGAGAGGGAGGGGGGAGGAGGUGCAGCCGAGGGAGAAGAGAAGCGAGAGAAGAGAGAAACCGAGAUGAAGGAGGAAGAUGAAGAUGAGAAUAUUGUCAAAGUGAAGCCCCACGCAUAUCUGGAGUGUGGGGAGGAAAAUAGUCAACGUGAUCAUAUGAAUAGCCAGACAGUAACACACGCCAGAGAAAAGCCCCAUGAGUGUACGGACUGCGGGAAGAGGUUCGGUACAAGAGGCGAGCUGAAUACUCAUAGACGCAUACACACAGGAGAGAACCCA
Eriocheir sinensis (Chinese mitten crab) is the source of this 2748-nucleotide messenger RNA. Its product is annotated as histone-lysine N-methyltransferase PRDM9-like. The record is from RefSeq and is a predicted model, not a curated record. The annotation marks the transcript as partial. Gene Ontology annotation, molecular function: protein binding. The transcript has 9 exons. Gene Ontology annotation, cellular component: nucleus. Lineage: Eukaryota; Metazoa; Arthropoda; Malacostraca; Decapoda; Varunidae.